UGGAAACGACAAGCAGUGGUCUAUGUUGGUUUAGUUAUAAAAAUCUUUGGUACACCUUUAAUCGGAUCUCUAUGGUGACGACCCAUAAUACGUCAUGCAAAUUCUUGUCUCUCGCUUACGGCGUCACUAGAGCGACACAUGCGGCGGUCUUUUUUUCUACUUCCCGCAGCAGAACUCGAGCUGGUGAAGUUGUCGAUUUCAUACGUUUUUUGUGAAAACUCUCACAAAAGCCAUGGAAGUAGCCACCGUACCACGUACGAGGCGUCUAUUGAAGGAGGAAGACAUGACCAAGAUCGAGUUUGAGACCAGCGAGGAGGUCGAUGUUACUCCUACCUUCGACACGAUGGGCCUACGAGAGGAUCUCCUCCGUGGGAUUUACGCAUACGGUUUCGAGAAGCCAUCCGCAAUCCAACAAAGGGCAAUUAAACAGAUCAUCAAGGGUAGAGAUGUCAUUGCACAGUCUCAGUCGGGAACAGGAAAGACUGCCACGUUUUGCGUAUCAGUGCUGCAGUGUCUUGACAUUCAGGUGCGUGAAACCCAAGCACUGAUCCUGGCUCCCACCAGAGAGUUGGCUGGACAGAUACAGAAGGUGCUCCUGGCCCUAGGUGACUACAUGAACGUCCAGUGUCAUUCCUGCAUCGGAGGGACAAACGUGGGUGAGGACAUCCGCAAACUGGACUAUGGCCAGCACGUGGUAGCAGGGACCCCUGGGAGAGUGUUUGAUAUGAUCCGCAGGAGGAGUUUGAGGACGCGCGCCAUCAAGAUGCUGGUGCUGGACGAAGCAGAUGAAAUGCUCAACAAGGGUUUCAAAGAGCAGAUCUAUGACGUGUACCGGUACCUGCCCCCCGCCACCCAGGUCUGUCUGAUCAGCGCCACGCUGCCCCACGAGAUCCUGGAGAUGACCAACAAGUUCAUGACCGACCCAAUCCGCAUCCUGGUCAAACGUGAUGAGUUGACUCUGGAGGGCAUCAAGCAGUUCUUCGUGGCCGUAGAGAGGGAGGAGUGGAAGUUUGACACCCUGUGCGACCUGUACGACACCCUCACCAUCACGCAGGCUGUCAUCUUCUGCAACACCAAGCGGAAGGUUGACUGGCUGACUGAGAAGAUGAGGGAGGCCAACUUCACUGUGUCCUCCAUGCACGGAGACAUGCCCCAAAAGGAGAGAGAGUCUAUCAUGAAAGAGUUUCGGUCCGGCGCCAGCCGAGUGCUCAUCUCCACUGAUGUGUGGGCGAGAGGUCUGGACGUGCCCCAGGUGUCCCUCAUCAUCAACUACGACCUGCCCAACAACAGAGAGCUGUACAUCCAUAGGAUUGGCCGAUCGGGUCGUUACGGCCGCAAGGGUGUGGCCAUCAACUUUGUGAAGAAUGACGACAUACGUAUUCUCCGUGACAUUGAGCAGUACUAUUCCACACAGAUCGAUGAAAUGCCAAUGAACGUGGCUGACCUGAUCUGAGGCGCUGGUGACGGAAGUGGAGAGACCGCUUUGAUUACAUUUUGGACCCCUUUUUAUUUUACUGUUGGAAUUCUUGUCUCAUUUGCUUUGUUUUUAAUAGUAGCUUUGGAACAGCCUUCAAAUUUGUGGUGACUAUUGUAUUCUUAGGGAAAUGCCUACUGCAACCAUCAGUUAUUUUGUAAAUAAAGAACAUUUUGUUUCUCA
Coregonus clupeaformis (lake whitefish) is the source of this 1657-nucleotide messenger RNA. Its product is annotated as eukaryotic initiation factor 4A-III. NCBI's taxonomy places the organism in Eukaryota, Metazoa, Chordata, Actinopteri, Salmoniformes, Salmonidae. The coding region runs from base 233 to 1453 and encodes 406 amino acids. The record is from RefSeq and is a predicted model, not a curated record. Gene Ontology annotation, molecular function: RNA helicase activity; mRNA binding; ATP binding. The transcript is spliced from 12 exons. Gene Ontology annotation, cellular component: catalytic step 2 spliceosome; nucleolus.